Sitophilus oryzae (rice weevil) is the source of this 1373-nucleotide messenger RNA. RefSeq names its product tubulin delta chain-like. The transcript has a single exon. Gene Ontology annotation, molecular function: structural constituent of cytoskeleton; GTP binding. Gene Ontology annotation, biological process: mitotic cell cycle; microtubule cytoskeleton organization. Lineage: Eukaryota; Metazoa; Arthropoda; Insecta; Coleoptera; Curculionidae. The coding region runs from base 24 to 1268 and encodes 414 amino acids. The record is from RefSeq and is a predicted model, not a curated record. Gene Ontology annotation, cellular component: microtubule; cytoplasm.
UUAUAUACUUAUUAUUUAACAAAAUGAGUUUAGUUACAUUACAAUUUGGCCAAUGUGGCAAUCAAAUAGGACACAGUUUGUAUACAAUUCUUCAAGAAGACAUUCUGAAGAAAAAUUCUGAUAAAGAGGUAUUUUACUGGGAAGCUGUAAACAAAUGGUUUAAUAUAAAUGAAAGGGGUAUAUGGGAACCGAGAUCAAUUUUAAUAGAUACUGAAACAAAAGUUUUGGAUAACUUUAAACCAAGUAACUUAAAAUUUACUAGCGUUGUGGCAAAAUCUAUUGGAGGUUCAGCUAAUAAUUGGGCUUUUGGAUAUCAAGAAAAUAGUAAAUUAGUUGUUAGUGAAGUGUUAAAUAGUGUUCGUAAAGAAAUAGAAAAAUGUGACUUUCUUACUUCUUUCUUAAAUCUGUAUAGUUUAUCAGGUGGAACAGGUUCAGGUGUUGGCAGCUACAUUAUUGAGAAACUUCGUAAUGAGUAUCCCAAAAAAAUUAUAAUCAAUUGUGCCGUCUUACCUUAUGUAAAGGGUGAAGUUGCAACUCAGGCUUAUAAUAGUAUUUUGAAUCUGGCUCAUUUAUAUCCUAUUAGUGAUAGUACAAUUUUGUUUGAGAAUGAAAAAAUGUUGCAUAUUUGCAAGCAUAAUUUAGGUUUUACAGAAGUUUCUUUCUCGGACAUUAAUUCUGUAAUAUCGCAACAGCUGGGUUCAAUAUUUCAGCCUAACAAUAAAAAUCAAAUCACGACAAUGAUAAACAAUCUUACAGCUCAUCCCUCUUUCAAAUAUCUGCAAAUAAAGUCUGAACCAAAUAUUAAGAAUGGGAGUUACACUUUUGAAAGUAGCCAACAAUGGUCUUAUUUAAUAACUGCUUUAGCAAAGCAAAGUAGAUAUGACAUUCAGCAAAUUAACAAUAACACAAGCUUUAAACAUAAAUUAAUUGCUAAUGCUGUAAUAACUCGUAGUGUAGAUCCAAUACCUGUAGGUGCUUUAAACAUUUUGAGAGAUUCUAAAGACUUUGUUUCAUGGGUUCCUAAGAAUGAACAGUUCAGGCACUUUCACACAUGUAGAGAAUUUCUAAAUUAUCAAAAAUAUAUUUGUUUGUUGUAUAAUAGUAAUAAAAUUGUUCUUCCCUUAAAUACAAUUGUUGAGGAUGCUUGGAAGGCAUUUACUCAUGGAGCUUAUUUACACCACUAUAAUAAAUAUAAUAUUGAUGAAGAUUGGUUUUUAAAUGCUUUUCAAGCUAUAGAAACUAUUUUAAAUAAUUAUAACAGUAUAUGAAAUUAGAGUAAAGAAUUUGAUCUUGUUGAUUUUUUGGUAUAUACUUGUGAAAAUAUAUUAAUUUUUAUUUAUAAUGGCGUUAUAUUUUAUUUAUUACCCAAAAAA